Molecule: messenger RNA, 7266 nt
Organism: Eriocheir sinensis (Chinese mitten crab)
Lineage: Eukaryota; Metazoa; Arthropoda; Malacostraca; Decapoda; Varunidae
Product: serine/threonine-protein kinase plk-2-like
Exons: 10
Coding region: 541-2859 (772 amino acids)
Biological process (GO): regulation of cytokinesis; protein phosphorylation; mitotic cell cycle
Cellular component (GO): centrosome; nucleus; cytoplasm
Molecular function (GO): protein serine/threonine kinase activity; ATP binding; protein binding
Source: RefSeq, a predicted model, not a curated record
UCAUUAUGUACUGGGAUCCUUUCGUUAUAUUAAAGGAAAGACAUGAAAGUAGCAACGUGUGAAAAUCCUCUCCGGCAACUGAGCGCCGUGUAGCAGCUCCUCGCAGUAGUGUAUUGGCGGCAGUGAGAGGAGGGUGUGCCGCUGGUCCCUCCCUGUGUGGCUGACCUGACCCUGGAGGGGACUUUGUAGAGAGAAGCGAUUGUCAAGUGGAUGUGCGGCUCGGAACUCUGGCUUGUCGUGACUCUAGUGGCCGAGGUGACUGCUUGCUUCUGGCUCCCUGUGGCUUAUUCUGGCUUAUAGUGGCUCGAGGAACUCUCAUUGUGUGUCAGAACUGUAUCUCAAGUGACUGACUGGCUUAUAGUAUCUGAACUGUCUUAUUCUUAUUCUCGUGUAUCAUAACUGUGGCUGACGUGACUGCUUGGUUCUGUCUCCUUGUGGCUUGUUCUGUCUCAGUGUCUCGGAACUGUCUCACUCUGUCGUGUGUCAGAACUGUGGCUGUUGUGUCUGUGUCUGCGUGCAUGAGUACUGUCUCGGCAAGCGAUGAAUGGUGAAGUGGUGGUGUGUGGCGGCGGCGGCGGCGUCGGGAUGAUGAAGACCAGCCAAGUGAACAAGGCUGGCCCGAGCGGGUGGUCAGCUGGCCACCACCACCACCACCACCACGACCUCUGGAUCCAGCCCCCGGCCACCACCCCCGCCAGCCUCAGCCCCAAGGAGCCCCCCACCAACACCUCCAUGGACUCCGGGGUGGCUGGGCUUAGGGACACCCCCGUGCACACCCCCGCCCCCAUCCACCACCACAACACUACCCCCACCACCACCUCCACGGCCAAUAACAACAACAACAUGGGCAGCAAGGGGAAUAACAACAACAAUAAUAACAAUAACAACAAUAAUAACAACGAGGAUUACGACGUGCCGAAGUUCAUCGUUGACCACACCACGCGGGCCACCUACAUGAAGGGCCGCUUCCUGGGCAAGGGCGGGUUCGCGCGAGUCCAUGAAGUGACGGAUCUCAUUACCAACAUGACCUACGCCGGCAAGAUCAUUCCCAAGUUCAGGAUCACCAAGCCACACCACAAGGAAAAGAUCGCCCGCGAGAUCGAGGUCCACCGCCACCUACGCCACCAACACGUCGUUCGCUUCCACCACUACUUCGAGGACGACGCCAACGUUUACAUCAUCCUCGAGAACUGCGCCAGGAGGGUGAGUGUUAGAGAAGGAGGAGGAAGAAGGGAUAUUGAAGUAGUAGUCGUAUUAGGAGGAACAAGGAGAAUGCUAAUGUUAAAAAAAAUAUUAAAAAAACGUGAAUAUGUCAGUAGGAAUGAAAGUGAAGAGGAGAAAAGGAAAAAAAAUAGAAUGGCCAAUACGCGGAUCUCUUGUUCUUGUGUAGGCUUACAAGUAUUUGUCUGUUUCUCCGUAAAGAUUCAUCCUCAUUUUCCUUCCCACCCCAGCAGGACCAUCUGCGGCACGCCCAACUACAUCGCCCCUGAGGUGCUCAACAAGCUCGGCCACUCCUACGACGCCGACAUCUGGGCCAUGGGAUGCAUCAUGUACGCGCUCCUGGUGGGUCAGCCGCCCUUCGAGACGGACACGCUGAAGGAGACGUACGCGCGCAUCACCACCAACAAGUACGUCAUCCCGCCCCUCGUGAGCGACGCCGCCCGCCACCUCAUCCGCCGCUUCCUGCACCCGGACCCCAGCGCGCGGCCCCGCCUGGACCAGCUCCUGAGCCACGAGUUCUUCACGGCAGGUGUGGUGCCGACGUCCCUGCCAGUGUCUGCGUGCACUCAGCCUCCUAAGUUUGGGCUGGAGGUGAUUGGCAAGUCUGUGUCGAUGCCUGAGCAGCAGCUCCAGCACCCGCCCCCACUGCCCCAGUCACAGUCACAACAGCAACACCCACUCUGCCAGGAUAUCAAGAAGAUCACCUCCUCCGUCUCCACCCUGCGCAUCCCCAACCAGAAGCCAGCGUCGGAUAAGAUAUCCAUACUGGAGGGUGGUCUUGGCAUGGGCAGUCCUCCCCCUACCCGCCCUGUCAUAAUUCCGGGCUCCAAGGAGGAGAAUCGCAAGAAGGAGUCAGGGGGCACCUUGUCCUCUUGCCUGCGGCAAAAGCUGUCCUCGGUGAUCUGCGCCACAGACAACAAGGGCUCGGCAAGCACAGCAGUGGCGGCCAAGAAGAGGGACGUCACCUCAGGGACCCUCUACAACCUACUGGCAGCUUGUCUGGACAACAUGCCUGAUGAUAUGAGCACCAACCCUGCUGUCCUAAGUCACACGCCUCUCUUCAUCUCCAAGUGGAUUGACUACUCCAACAAGUAUGGUUUUGGCUACCAGCUGUCGGACAACUGUGUGGGUGUCUUUUUCAAUGACCUCACCAGGAUCAGCAUAAGUCCAGACAAAAACCGAGUGGAGUUCACUGAUUCAACCGGACGGCUCCUGGUGCACCAGGCAAGCUCGCUGCCUGUCUGGCUGCAGGACCGCUACCAGCUCCUCCGCUACUUUGCCACCUACAUGGAGGAGAACUUGACGGAGGCCGGUGACACACGCAGCAGCCGGGUGGUGGUGGGCCGUGGAGCCGUCAUCCCUCAUGUGAGGCGUUGGGACCGAACCCCGAAGUCCAUUAUCAUGCAAUUAAGCAAUGGCACUUUCCAGAUUAACUUCUUCAAGGACCACACCAAGAUAGUGAUUGCUGGUGAGCGGUCUGAUGUGAGCAUCAUGUUCAUCAGCAGUGACCGGCAAUCCUUCACUUACCGCCUCUCCCAGCUGGCAGAGAUUGGCUGCGAUGCAAUGGUACGGGAGAGGCUAGUCUAUGCCCUCUCUUGCCUCCGCCAGUAUGCCGAGCUUGAUGGAGAGGAAGUCUGAGGGGAAGCUUUUACGUUGCCUCAUCCCGCUGCUAGGCCCUCCACCCACACCGGGAGGCUCUGGAAGGAAUUGAUUGCCAGUUUAGUCUUCGGACCAAAUGUGGUUUUGAUAUUUUGUUGGUGGACCCGAGUUUAAGUGAGGAAAUUACUUAUGAUGGAAGAAAGUAUUUUUUGAAUCAAAGCAGCUGCUUAGUGUAUAAAAAUAUAUACUGAAAAGCUUUAUGUCAUAGCCAAUGCAUCAGUUGAUGGUGAGUGCUACACUGAGAAUGCACUAUAAAAGAUCUUGCACAAUGUGGAGUUCUCAAUGAGGGGACUCUUUAUUCUUGAAAAAGGUAAAUUUUUGUCUGUGAGCUGCUGCUUCACUGAAUUUUGUGCAGGCCUUACACACUAUGCAAAGACUUUACGUUAAUAUCGCCUGCACACCACAGUGAGUGAUCAUGUGGCAGCCUUUCCACAUGUCUUUCUCAACAGACUCAACUACGAACACCUGUGUCUGAGACCAACAGAGCAUGUGCGCUCUACCUCACAGCUACUACUGUUAGUUAUGUAUCAAAUCACUGCCCAUGAUGAUAGUCAAAAGGGCACAGAAAAGCCUACUUGGCCUCCCUCAUACACUCCGGUAGCAAACCAAAUGUAAAACUGGACAAUUGUGUGGCAACAAGGGUGUUUGGGGGAGGCCAGUGAUAUGUUCUCCAUGUUGCCCCCAAUGUUUACCAAAGAGUGGAGAAAGGGGGGGGCAGUGAGGCAUGGAGCUGGGACACAGCCUGUGGCACGCCAAGCAAGGCCCUUCAAGCGGCAGAAGCUGUAGCUGCCGGGGCUGGUCAGCAGGAGGUUGUGCCAGAAACAUUGUGAAAUACCUCUCCUGUGAAUUCACUUUUGGAAUGAGUUAUAUGUUUAUACAUAUAUCAAGUUUAAUCAAAUCCAUUAUGAUCUCUUAAGCUAACCUGCUCAAUGAUUCAAGUAAAAGCAUGGCAUAUUUUUGCAAAUUCAAAGGACUUUGUGCAAUCUUAAGAUAAUGGGUUCUGUGGCAGGCAACAAGGAGUUGGUGAUGCUCAGAACGCUUGAGUGAUGCAUUCUUGUCUCAUGUCCAAGAACCAUGGAAAGUUUUUUUUUAUUUUUUCUUUAAUUUACAGUAUGAAGAAGUAAGUCCGUCCCUGUAUAUAGUGCAGCACCACACCAAGAUGUGUGUGUAUGUGUGUGUACUGUACAGUGGUCAUCAUAGAUGUGUGCCUGUCACCCUCAGUACAUUGGUAACUUGUGUUGUGAGUGAACUUGUGUUGUUGGUUGACACACUCCUCCAUCUGGUCAGAUGUUCCUCUGAUUUGGGGCUUGUAUUGCAACUAUUAUGGACAGAAAUUAGUUCUUGAUGCCUUGAAUGGUAGCACAGAUAACUAGAACAUGCAAGGAAGGUUAGGAACCCAAGUAAAAGAAAUCUUCAAACCAAUUUGUUUGUGAACAUUGUGAGGAUCUGGAUGAGGCACUUGAAAGAUGAUGGUGUAAAUAUGCUGGAAGUCAAAAUAUGACCUAGUAUUCCAAAGAAAACUUUACUCCAGGACUUGGAUGGUUUUAAAAAAAGAACAUCCCCAACUCUCAAAAACUGUCAGUCUUGGAGUACUAGAAUAUGGUUUGGCUUCGGGUAUGUUUACACAGUUGCCAUCUUCAAGGUGACUCAUCCAGCUCUGCACAGGACUAUCAUAUCACCAACUUUCUCAACAACCUCCUGCAUCUGGUACCUGGCCUUGCAUAGUCCAAUGGUCCAUAUUACUGUGUGAGGUGUUAAAGAUAUAUGCUUGUCUGUAAUAAAUGUUGUACCGGCUCCAAAGCUAGGGCAAUGUGGCCAAGAGGAGGAGGGGGCACUGACCAUAAAAAGACCUCGGUGACAACACAAGCUAUCAGAGUAAUGAGUGUGUGUAUUGGCUGUGAGCUGGACAACAUGUCACUAUCAGCUAAAGGCUGAUGGAAUGCACGGGCACUAACAAACAAAAAUGCUAAUAAAUGUAUCCCGGUCCGAGUGUCUGGUACACAUUUAUGAUGAGCACUCAAUAUAUAUGUACCGUAUAAUGCAUAAAUGUGUGUGUGUGUGUGUGUGUGUGUGUGUGUGUGUGUGUGCGCGCACUUGGUUGCUGCUGCUGCUGUUCUUCACAAUAAUAGCAGCAUCAUCACCCUAAGGGAGUUGAGGCUGCCUGGCAGAGAGGAAAGAUCUGUAUCCCUCACACGCUGACAGGAGGUGUGACCAACACCAGCGAGUGUUGAGUAUGAGCAUGCUGUGCUAUAGUGAAUCACUGCUCCUUCCACAUGGAGACUACUGCAUUCACUUACCUUGUUCCAAAAUGUUAUUGAGGCCUUUUCACAACCAAAGAGUGAAUGGUAUAAGGAAAUAUUGUUCCCUUUUUGGCUCAGGAUAUUUCUCUACCAAAUGUUGCAUUUGGUGGUACAGCCAAGUUGGGCAUCAGUCCUAUUAUCCUGCAAAAGAAGAACCAAUGAUACUUAACGUGUAGGGUUUUUCUAAAGGUAUAAGCUAUUUUCUUUUAUUUUAAUGGGAAUUCCUAUGAAUCAAACAAUCCUCCUGUGAGGCACAUAAAAGUUUAGUACAAACUCUAAUGCACCAGGAUGGAACCAGUCUGGGUGUGUAGCAAAGCAGGCGACUUCAGUAAUGAUCUCAUUUAGCUAAUUGUAAUCAGUUAUAUUUCUUCAUAUUUCUGUCUGUUCUUGGCACCCAAAAGAUCAAGAGGACCUGGGAGGUGGCAGAGUCAGUUAACUGACAUUGCCUUGUUGUUUCAACUUACUUUGAACAUAGAUUUGUUUUGUAUGAAUGUGCUGUUGUCUCAUGACUGCACAGCAAGGUCAACCAGCAGCCCGGGUCCUCGGCUUCUGCUGCCAGGGAAACAUCACUUAUUCAUUAGAAUAUUUCUCUGCAGUCAGGUCUUGCCCUCUGUUUUCUGUCUUACCAAAGAUGGCAGGAUUUACUAGUGUUCUACUUCGAUGCAGAGAAAAUAGAUAAACUUUCAUUUUCAAAUCUACAGAAUAGAAUGCUUUCUGUAGUCUAGACAAUGCUGAACCCUUUCUUGGUAAAAGGCACAAAAGGGUCUCCAUACUUUACAGGUUGACCUUCAGCUUUGCCUAGUCAUUUGAAGUUGAAUAGCAAAUUAUAGUAUUUCUGACAACUGCAUUGCCUGCCGGAGGCUCCAGCAGCCCCGCGGCGCAGAGGCAGAGGUGGCUGCCGGAGACCGUGCCAAGAAUCCUCAUGUAAUACUGUUGCAGGACACCAUUACUAUUAUUACUAUAAUAAUAAGGUUAUUAUUGUAAUUUAUUUAUUUUUAUCAUUGUGUCUGUGAUUCCUUGUCUUUGUUAAUUCUUGUACAUAUUUGUUUGUGAUAUUCUUUGGUUUUCAUUUUUUUGAAGUAUAUAUGCAAUUAUGUAUAUAAUGUGCAGCAUUGAGUUAAGGCUGUGUUGUGUUAGAUUUACAUACUUAAGUGUAGCGCUCAGGUCUUUCACAAGCUGUUGUAGCUAAGUGGUCUUCCUCGGGUUAUAUGUUCUCCACCUCUAGCAUUGGUUGUAUUUACCAAAAUCCUUCAAAUUGGUGCCUUGAGAUUCACAUGUUGGGAGGUCGCUGCCGGCACUGUCCAGCCUGUCACUGCUCAGUGUGGGCAGCAGCCACUCUGAUGUGAUGGUGGUAAUUUUUGGUGAGCAAAUCUGUUAUUGUAACUAAAGAUGCCUGGAUAUUACACUUAAAACCAAUCUCUUCCAUACUGUAGCUGUACCAGUUUAGUAUAUUAGUGCAGACCUGCUCUCUCCACCACAACACUGCAGUGGUGGGAGAGGCAGGCGCCACAAGCCGGCAGAGCCAGCGGGGCGGCACAGCACUGCUGGCGCGGGCUUCCAGCGGGGCAAAGCCUUGGAUCGGGUUCCCAGGUGCUCUUGGCCCAUAGUGAGAGUCUCUUUGACUGAUUCAUAGGUUUAAUGUAGCCAAUACUGAAUUUAAUUGCCUUUAGGGGCAAUGACUAGUCAAAGGGACAGGCAGAGGUUGGACCAAUUUGACCUCAGCAAGUGAGGAUAGCUGCAGGAGUGUCCGGUGUGGCAAAGAUUCCUUCCAUAACAGUACACAGAGUGAGCAGCGCCAGCCGGGCCACUGCUCCCGAGGCCAGUGUUAACUGUUCUCUACGGGGCCAGCGUGCUGCCGGCACCAUUGCCUUGCUCUGUAAUGUCCAGUUCAAUAUUGCAUUAUUAAGCUAAGUAGCCCACUCAAGACAUGUAUAUAAAACAUAUUGUAAGAGUAAUGGAGGCAGUCAUCUUCAAUCUGUGCAGUAUAAUAAUUAUAUGAUGUAUAUUACCGACUGUUGCGGUCUUUCAUUUUUUUUGCAUCUUGUUGUAGAUUUAAAUGCUUGUUUGUAAUAAAUCAUUAAAGAGG